AAUACAAAAUCAGAAAUCAGAGUUACUGAACCGGCGCUCGUCGUUUUUUCGCUCUCUGUUUUCUUCAUUCUCUGCAAAUUUUUGCACUCUCUGAUCCCAAUCUUCCAUCGAUAAUGGCGAGAUUGUCUCAGCCGUACUCAAUGGACGCUUCCCUUAACCCGUCAUUCUCGCUACCUCCGGGUCACAGCGGCAGAGGAGCCGGAAAAAACCCGGCGAUAGAGUCGGUCGAGCAGCUAAUACAAGACAUUUCUAACCCCGCGCUAAGGGAGAACGCACUGCUCCAACUAUCCAAGAGAAGAGAGAUAUUUCAAGAUCUAGCUCCAUUAUUGUGGAAUUCUUUUGGCACAAUUGGAAAACUUUUGGAGGAAAUAGUUUCGAUAUACCGAUAUCUUUCACCACCUGUUCUAGAAACAGCUUCAGCGGUUCGUGUUUGCAACGUGCUUGCUCUUUUUCAGUGUGUAGCCUCUCAUUCAGAAACAAGAAUUCCUUUCCUUCAAGCACAUAUUCCUUUAUAUUUAUACCCUUUUUUGAAUAUUACAAACAAGGACAAGCCUUACGAAUUUCUUAGAUUGACUAGCUUGGGUGUGAUUGGAGCUCUUGUAAAGGCUGAUGACACUGACGUUAUCUGCUAUCUUCUUCAUACAGAAAUAGUUCCUUUGUGUCUACGCAGCAUGGAAAAUGGAGGCGAAAUAUCACAAACAGUGGCAAUCUUCAUUGUGCAAAAAAUUGUAUUGGAUGAUGUUGGGCUUUAUUAUGUUUGUUCAGUUGCGGAUCGUUUCUCUUGUGUUACUCGCAUGCUUGGAACGGUGGUUGAUUCACUUGCUGGCCAACCUUCGUUGAGGCUGCUGAAGCACAUUAUCCGUUGUUUUCUGAGAUUCUCAGAAAAUCACGGAUACUACUAUGCCCGUAGCGCUUUGCCAAGAUUGAUACCUAAGAAGUUGAUGGAUGGAACUUUCGAAAAUGUACUUCGUAAUGAUGAAGUGGGCAGACUUUGGCUUCAACAGCUACUUUUCAAUGUGUAUGGAGAAAGAAGCGUAAGCGGUCAACAUGGAGCUUUUGUUCAAUAAUUGGAGGUUAACAAAUUACUGUUUAUUACUGCAGAUUUAUUUAUUUUUUUGUUUAUAAUUCAUAAGUUAUGCCGUUCUGAUUUGAGUUCGUUUGGCGGUCACUGCCAUAUAAAAUAAAGUUAUAGUAUUGUUCAGUAACCGUUUUAUACUGAAAGACUGCAAUAGUGGACCAUAGAAUCAUAUUCUUAAUGUAUUGUU
Molecule: messenger RNA, 1265 nt
Organism: Phalaenopsis equestris
Lineage: Eukaryota; Viridiplantae; Streptophyta; Magnoliopsida; Asparagales; Orchidaceae
Product: cell differentiation protein RCD1 homolog
Exons: 9
Coding region: 114-1067 (317 amino acids)
Biological process (GO): negative regulation of translation; mRNA catabolic process
Cellular component (GO): CCR4-NOT complex; P-body; CCR4-NOT core complex
Source: RefSeq, a predicted model, not a curated record